Molecule: messenger RNA, 393 nt
Organism: Dermatophagoides pteronyssinus (European house dust mite)
Lineage: Eukaryota; Metazoa; Arthropoda; Arachnida; Sarcoptiformes; Pyroglyphidae
Source: RefSeq, a predicted model, not a curated record
CAAAUAUUCAUCAAUAAAUUAUUUUUGAAAUACAUUUCAAUACCUUCGGAAACGAGAGCUCGAUCCGUUAGAAAACUAAUAAUGAAAUUAGCAAAAGAACCGCCAAGCAGUUUGGAGGAGUGCUUCAUUCAAUUUCUCACAAGGGCUCGAGAAAGUCGUAAGGAAAGAUUAAAGACCGCCCGAAAAGUGGAUCUAUCCCCCUGGACCGUCGCAAGAGCGGAUCAAAGAGAGAUCAAAGCGGACAAAAGCCGGGCGGCAGAAGCCCGAACAAGAAAGCACAAAUUGACGUUGAAAGGGCAAAUCGAAGAACUAAAAUCACAAUUGGUUGCCAAAAAUUCUUUAAUUUCUGAAUUGGAGAAAAAAAAUCAUGGAUUUAGAAGAAACAAGUGUUAA